Molecule: messenger RNA, 3438 nt
Organism: Chiroxiphia lanceolata (lance-tailed manakin)
Lineage: Eukaryota; Metazoa; Chordata; Aves; Passeriformes; Pipridae
Gene: RNF185
Product: ring finger protein 185
Exons: 8
Coding region: 369-950 (193 amino acids)
Biological process (GO): ubiquitin-dependent protein catabolic process
Cellular component (GO): endoplasmic reticulum
Molecular function (GO): ubiquitin-like protein conjugating enzyme binding; ubiquitin protein ligase activity; metal ion binding
Source: RefSeq, a predicted model, not a curated record
UGGUGUUAUUUUCACGUUUUCUGCUAACCCGGUCAGCCCGGCACGUCCCUGUCACAGCGCUGCAGCCCGGCUCGGGCAGCAUUACCCGAGUGCUUAUAGCAGUGCUCUUUGUUUGGUUUGGUUUUUUUCUUUUUCCCUUUGGACUUUGUGAGGCUUGAGUGUGAGGCUUCCUUGACCGUGCUGUGGGAUUGUAUGUUAUGAAAAAAGCUGCUGGCAGCAACAGCCAGAGAUCCUGAGGUUUUCUUUUGCUGCCCUGCACCUGUUCUGCAGCUCUGCUACAAAGAGGUGACACCAAGGAAAGCCUUUAAUGCCCGUGGGGAUUCCAACAGGAAAAUUUUCUUGACCUUGUGUCUGGGUAGUUCUUGAGGAUGGCAAGCAAAGGACCCACAGCUCCUACAUCAACCAAGAGCUCCAGCACUGGGGGGACCAGUGGCAGCAGCAGUAACGGUCCCGGGGACAACACUAAUCAGGACAACACUUUUGAAUGUAACAUCUGCUUGGACACUGCCAAGGAUGCAGUGAUCAGCUUGUGUGGGCACCUCUUCUGUUGGCCUUGUUUACAUCAGUGGCUAGAGACCAGGCCAAACAGGCAAGUGUGUCCUGUGUGUAAAGCAGGAAUCAGUCGAGAUAAAGUUAUUCCUCUGUAUGGAAGAGGUAGCACUGGGCAGCAGGACCCCAGAGAGAAAACUCCACCACGACCCCAAGGACAGAGACCUGAACCAGAGAACAGAGGGGGAUUCCAGGGCUUUGGCUUUGGUGAUGGUGGCUUCCAGAUGUCCUUUGGAAUUGGGGCGUUUCCCUUUGGUAUAUUUGCAACAGCCUUCAACAUAAACGACGGGCGACCUCCUCCAGCUGUUCCAGGGACUCCUCAAUAUGUGGAUGAGCAGUUCCUUUCCCGCCUCUUCCUGUUUGUGGCACUGGUGAUAAUGUUCUGGCUGUUGAUUGCAUAAAUCUUUUCCAUUAUUCUAUAUAUUCAUGACCAACAAGGCCACUGAAAGUUACAAACUGCAUCCCCAUCCCACUUUAAACCUCUUGGUCUGGUUCCGUAGCUAACUAUGGGCUUCAGGAAUUGGUGGUACCACAGCACAAUGAGGAAUCUCGCAUUUUGCACCAGAGUUGGAAAUUAAACAUUGGUUAAAAAGCGUAUUUCAGCUCAGAUAUCUUGUACAACAGGUUCCUGCCACAAACCACGGGCCUAGCGUUGAGCUGUGCUCCCAAGGGAGUGCUGCUCUGAAAUCCUGUGCCAAUCAGUGACACCAGGUCUGUGGGACAGACAGGGACCCCCAGGUCCUGGGGGUUUCCUGGGCAGGUCAGGAAACUUCUCCAGUGUGACCAGUAUCUCAUGCUUUGCAACCACGAUGGAUCUGCCAGAGCUGCAGAUGUUAUUUAAUGUCUCCAUCGACAUCCAGCCUUCUCCAGGAAAUCACCUGCAGCACUGCUGACACUCUUUGGGCACAGCACGUGGUGCAAAUGGAACCAGGUCCGGAGACUGGUUCCUUUUCCUGCUGUUGUUUCCCGGCGUGAUGGAAACCCCUUCCUGACGCGGUUCUGACGGCUGCUGGAAGAAGGGAUACAAAUUUAUGCUGCAAUUUUUUAAAGCCUGAACAUGCUGGAGCCAGACACUGGAAGGAUUCUCUGGCUGUGGAGCCAGGUGGGGCUGGACACAGCCGCUGCCUCACCCAGCCCAGUUCCUCACUGACCAGCAGUGUUUCUCCCCUGGCUCUGCACAGCCCCGGGGCUGCACUCGUGGAUAAUCCCCUCACCCCUCACAACCUCGUCACGGUAGCGACAGUUAUCCCCUCCCAAGGCUUUGAGACUUUCUACACAAGGUCACGUCCUCCAAAUAAAAUCCUAUUACAGAUCCGAGAUCAGCUCGUUCGGGGAGAGGAACAAAAGGCAUCUUUACGUGAGGUUUGAGGUUAAACCUGUCAUACUGUAAAAUUGCACAGGAGGAAAAAUGAGAUCCUGCCUUUGCCAGCACAUGCACGGUAGGGAACACUUGGAAGACCUUCUCUCUGCAGGUGCACACAGCUUCUCCGAGCCACAGCAGAACGGCCACAGCACAAGAGUCUCUGCAGUAUCUACCAAAGAGUUUAAUUUGAAGUGCUGGAGGAGACCACAACCAUUAAUGUGCUGAGGGGAUAUUUCAGAAGGUGAGCACUCUGUAGCCAUUUUGGAAUCCUGCUGGGUAUUCAGCUUUAAAGAGUACUCCUGAUGUAUUUGUGUAGAUUCCUUCACAACAGCAGAUACGAGAGAUUCCCUAGCAAGAUUAACAGUUUUCAUAUUUCUCUGACUAGGCAAUUCCAUUUUUUUUUCUCUUAUUGUUUUUAGAUUGUUUCGAUUCAGGUGGCUGAUAGUCUCAUUGAUUUCCUGCAAGAUGAAUAUUGUGACUUCUCUGACAAUAGACAGAAAACUGACAAAACAAAUCAACAAAUAGAAACUUUGUUUCAAUAGCUUGGGGUUUUUCUAGUGUAUAAGGAAGAGGUUCCUGGGCAGGACACCUUAAUUGUUGUAGAAGCUUAUUUAUGUGAUUAUAAACUGUUCACUUCUAGUGUCAAGACAGAGGAUGACUGAAGUUUAACUUGCCUACCUCCAAAACUCCAUCUGGCAAGUAGAAUGUUGCAAAGCUUCUGCAGUGUUUUGCCACAUGUGGUCAAAUUUAUACCUGACUGGAUGAUAGUCUGGCACAGUAUAUUGCUCAACUAUUUAUAGUUGAAGUGGUGCUUCAGCUUUUGUUGUGUGGCACUUUUGGGAAGCUGAACUUCUGCACAGGGUUCUUCCCAAGUGCAUAACAUGUAACUGGGGCCCUUUCCAGGAGAAAGGCUGUUUGUGUGGCUGUCCUGCAAUGUCGCAGCUUCGGGCUCCUCUCCUGCUCCUCUCCUGCUCAGCCAGCACCACCUGCUGAUGGGAAGGGAGGGCCCAUGUGAUGGGAAGGGGUGGAUUCCUUCUCCUUUUUGAGUGGAGAAACUCGCUGCUGGGAGCAGAGGUCGUCCAGGGAGGAGCAGGGUAUCCCUUGGAAGCCUUUUUCCCAUAAAGAGGAGAGAGAACUGACUGCAAUAGGUUCAAGAGGUAUUGAAACAUAUUUAACUAGGACUUAUGUUUUAAAAUACGGAAUUUUAAUGCAUUGGGGGGGCUUUCCAUCUAUGGGUGAGAGAUAUAAUGGAUUUAGAGGAGGCUGCAGAAACAUGACUGAGAGCUCUUAUUUUCGGGCAAUUCCAAGAUGAAAUAGUCUAAAAGUGUUAACGCUUGGUUCCCCCCUUUCCCCGGUGUGCUUUUGUAUGUACCCCUGCCCCGCACCCGCCCGCACACGGCCCGGACGGCUCGGUUAGUGCGUUACCGUUCUUCCUUCUCCUCCUCCUUCUCCUCCUCCUCCUCCUCACUAAUUUUCACUGUUGUGAAAGUGAUUUAGAAUUAAAAAAAAAAAAAUGGUUUUACAUU